Molecule: messenger RNA, 4493 nt
Organism: Pecten maximus
Lineage: Eukaryota; Metazoa; Mollusca; Bivalvia; Pectinida; Pectinidae
Product: potassium voltage-gated channel protein Shaw-like
Exons: 4
Coding region: 24-1637 (537 amino acids)
Biological process (GO): protein homooligomerization; potassium ion transmembrane transport
Cellular component (GO): voltage-gated potassium channel complex; membrane
Molecular function (GO): delayed rectifier potassium channel activity; protein binding
Source: RefSeq, a predicted model, not a curated record
CGCUUGGUCACGUGACUGUCAAAAUGAUACAAUUAGGAGGCAAUGCCUCCAGUGAGACGGCUGACAAUUUGGCCAUGCCGAUCAAGGGGAGAGACGAAGGGAAAAAUCACAGCAUUCUGGCUCUUUUGCCAGGUGCGAAAAUCCAGUCAGGAGGGAAAGUUGUAGUGAAUGUCGGAACUACUCGCGAGACUGUGGUCUUCAAUGUCGGUGGUACGAAGUUCGAAACCUACAAAACAACACUUAACAGCCAGCCUGAAUUUGCAUUGGCGGAUGAAAAUUUUCUACGGAAGCACUUCCGGAAGGAUGCUGGGGAUUACUUUUUUGAUCGCGAUCCGGAUAUGUUCAAAUGUAUACUUAAUUACCUCCGCACAGGAGAGCUCCACCUUCCUUCCAAUAUAUGCGGACCGGCGGCCAAGGCAGAAUUAGCAUUUUGGCAGAUUCCAGAUGAUAUGAUCGAGAGAUGUUGCUGGACUGAUUACAACUCCUGGAACUCCACACUUGCCGCCCUUAAUCAACUCGAGCACGACCGCAAGGGGUCGCUACUAGACUCCAUAGAGUCGGAAGAAGCAGGAAUAAGCUCAUGGACAAAAUGGCGGCCACGAUUAUGGGUGAUGUUGAACGACCCCGAAUCGUCACGAAUAGCGAAGGUAUACGGAUGGGUGUCGUUGGUUGUAGUGGCGGUUUCUAUCUUCAGUUUCAUGGCGGAAACCCACCCGACGUUCGGCCACACACAGUAUAGAGAUGUUCAGGUAUUACCUAAUGUGACGAACUACACACAAAAUGAUGACGUCAAUCAAACUACUGCUGUCCCAGUGACACUGAACUCAACAACUGGUGGCGUGGUCAGACAGUCGUAUUCUGUGACACAUCCAGUAUUAAAUGUAAUUGAUCUCGUUUGUCUAGCCUUUUUCACAGUAGAGCUUAUAAUACGAGUCACUUUAGCAAAACGGAAGUUGCAAUAUUUGACCUCGUUAAUGGGGGUCAUCGAUCUCCUGGCACUCAUCCCUGAUUACGUCGAACUUAUCGUCUACAGCGUCAGUCCAGAACUCCAGUAUGAUGGAUCCGUGAAUUUCAUUUCCGUACUUCGGAUUACAAGGGUGUUGAGGAUAUUCCGACUCAUUCGUCACGUGCCAGGAUUGUGGAUUCUCAUCUACACACUACGGGCGUCCUUCAAGGAGCUGUUGUUGAUGUCGGCCUUUCUUAUGGUUGGCAUGCUGGUUUUCUCCUCAUUAAUAUACUUCGUGGAUGAUCGGGAAACUUUUACCUCAAUCCCACACGCCUUCUGGUGGGCGAUCGUAACCAUGACGACAGUGGGUUAUGGUGAUAUGUAUCCAACUACAAACAUGGGUUAUCUGGUAGGGUCAUUUUGUGCCCUGUCGGGUCUUCUCAUGAUAGGGUUUUCGGUACCAGUUCUCGUCAAUAACUUUAUCAUGUACUACAAACAUGUCCAGUUUGCGCUGGAGGAGGACCACAACAAAAAGAUCCGGGCCAAAGAAAAAGCGGAAAAGGAAGCUGGUGGGGGAUUGUUAGAUAUAAUGACAAGAGGGACAACCGGAAGUAAAGACAAUUCCCCAGAAGCUGUUCCGUUAAACAGGUUGUCCCCAAACGGUAACCAACAUUUGGACGCCGACGCUUAGUAAAUGAAUACUGAUAUUCGUUUUAGUGCUGCUGUUUUUUGGUGAAAUUUCAGAGCGAUUCGUAAAUUUACGACUUGGUCAAUAUGAGGAAGCCAACGAAAAGUUUGAUCAUUUCGUGAGAUUUCUGAAGGAGCCAUCUAGAUGUGUGGUAACAGAUUUAUCUUAUACUUGUUGGAGUAUUAGUGGUAUUUUGAAUGAUUCUCUUAUAGGAAGGAGCUUUACGUCAUAUGUUUUGCUUUACGUUAAUUAAGAGUUAUUGCUAUGGCAACGUGACGUAUAGUGUUGUUGAGAUGUAUUAGAAGCAUAAUGGUAUUUUACGAUAUACUCAGACCAGCGGAUAGUGCAUAUAUUUGUUACACAUAUUAUUUGUAUUUCGUUAUAUAAUAUUUCGACAUUCCAUCACGUCAUAGCUGUAACAACAAAUUCCAUUGGUUUAUAUGAUGUGUUCAUAUUUUAUCACGUCAUAGAUGUAACGACACAUUUCAUUGGUUUAUAUGAUGACUCUACAUUCCAUCACGUCAUAGAUGUAACGACACAUUUUAUUGGUUUAUAUGAUAUUUCUACAUUCCAUAACGUCAUAGAUGUAACGACACAUUUCAUUGGUUUAUAUGAUGAUUCUACAUUCCAUCACGUCAUAAAUGUAACGACACAUUUCAUUGGUUUAUAUGAUAUUUCUACAUUCCAUCACGUCAUAAAUGUAACGACACAUUUCAUUUUUAUAAUAAUCAUGUUGUACUCGACUCAAGUGUUCAAUUUGAUAAAAGGUUAUAAAACUGUAUUAGUUUUCAGUGUGUCAACACUUUCAUUGUAGAGAGUAAAAUGUUUAAAGCUGGAGUAUUUGGGGGGGGGAUUCCUUCGUUUUCUCCUUCCCUCCUUUCUAUGCUUCGUUUCUGCUUUCUUUCCAUUUCUCACAUAUAUAGGUAUUUGAUUUUUUCUUCUGUUUGUUUUCUUUUUUUGUUACAACUGUCAUGUAAAUUGCUUAAUCUGUAAGAUUUGGUGUUAUAGAAAGUGCUAUAACGAUAGACGCGAAAGUGAAUGUAACCCCUGGAGUAUCGAGGAUGGACAUACCCCAGGGGUACAGAUAGCGAAAGUGAAUGUAACCCAUGGAGUAUCGAGGAUGGACAUACCCCAGGGGUACAGAUAGCGAAAGUGAAUGUAACCCAUGGAGUAUCGAGGAUAGACAUACCCCAGGGGUACAGAUAGCGAAAGUGAGUGUAACCCAUGGAGUAUCGAGGAUGGACAUACCCCAGGGGUACAGAUAGCGAAAGUGAAUGUAACCCAUGGAGUAUCGAGGAUGGACAUACCCCAGGGGUACAGAUAGCGAAAGUGAAUGUAACCCAUGGAGUAUCGAGGAUGGACAUACCCCAGGGGUACAGAUAGCGAAAGUGAAUGUAACCCAUGGAGUAUCGAGGAUGGACAUACCCCAGGGGUACAGAUAGCGAAAGUGAAUGUAACCCAUGGAGUAUCGAGGAUGGACAUACCCCAGGGGUACAGAUAGCGAAAGUGAAUGUAACCCAUGGAGUAUCGAGGAUGGACAUACCCCAGGGGUACAGAUAGCGAAAGUGAAUGUAACCCAUGGAGUAUCGAGGAUGGACAUACCCCAGGGGUACAGAGAGCGAAAGUGAAUGUAACCCAUGGAGUAUCGAGGAUGGACAUACCCCAGGGGUACAGAUAGCGAAAGUGAAUGUAACCCAUGGAGUAUCGAGGAUGGACAUACCCCUGGGGUACAGAGAGCGAAAGUGAAUGUAACCCAUGGAGUAUCGAGAAUGGACAUAUUCCAGGGGUACAGAGAGCGAAAGUGAAUGUAACCCAUGGAGUAUCGAGGAUGGACAUACCCCAGGGGUACAGAUAGCGAAAGUGAAUGUAACCCAUGGAGUAUCAAGGAUGGACAUAUUUCAGGGGUACAGAGAGAGAAAUAGAACGUAACCCCUGGAGUAUCAAGGAUGGGCGUAUUCCAGGGGUACAGAGAGAGAAAUAGAACGUAACCCCUGGAGUAUCAAGGAUGGGCGUAUUCCAGGGGUCGGGAGCGGAAGUAUCGUGGAUGAAGACAGAUAUCUGUCACUUGUAUAAGACGAUGGUACUCGUUGUCAUAGCUACAGCACAGCCGUCUCUUAAAUGGAGACAUGGUAUUUCUUGGAAUGCGUCAAAGAAAGUCUUUUAUAAAGAAUUGCAUUAGCUAAAGUAGCGUCAUUGAUACGAAGUUCUUUUAAUCACACAAUCAUCCUGUUCUCCACUGACUUCGUCUGUGUAAUAUAUCAUGGAGUGGUUGUCAUUGGCUACGGCAGUCAAAAAUCGAUGAUGACCUCAUAAUACGUCAUGAAUUGAAAUGGUGCAAAAAAGUGGCUGCUUCUUUUGAUUAUGUCCUGCACAUUUUGAAUUUUAAAUCUGUCAAAAUGUACAAGUUUUAUGAGUUAUGUGAUAAAAAAAACAUCUUAAAUUUGGUCUUAGUUUUAUGAGGCUUAUGAAACUUGUCUUAACGUUUUCAUUUUUGCUCACCAAAUCUCGCAAACAAAAAAAAUUAAAAUUUAAAAACGGAAACAAGACAAAAUAUUACAAAAAUGGGAAAAAACACAUCCAAGACUCUUUUUGUGAAAAAUAAAUAAAUAAAAAAUCGUAUACGCAACUAAACCUCGUUUAAGAUACUGUAUAUAUAUGUUGACAUAGGUAAUCCAUUAUCAGUUGUUUGUACAUUGUUAUAAAUUAUAUCAAUUCUGGUAAUGGGAAUAUAGCAUUAUACUUACCCCGGGUCUUUACCAGAAUUUCUAAUCGUCGCUAUAUGGGUGUCACCAUAAUAUCUGUUUAUGUCGUAGUAAUGUCAUUAUACGCCUUGUUUUAUAAUAAAAUAUUUGACAUGUU